UCAAAUAUUAGCUGGUUACAAAACCUGCCUGGGACAGAGAGGAUAUAUAUGUGUGAGCAAAUCACUCUGGAGAGAGUUUAGAGAAACAACGUGAAAUAAACCAUCAUGGAGAGAACAGUCAGCCUUCCCCAGCAGCCCGACAAAACCACCACAGUGACUCUGGUUGAGAGCAGCAGCACCCCCAGCGGGCUGGAACUGGUCAGCUCCUAUCAGACCAACAGAGUGGGAGACCCUAUGGACCUAGUGGCCUUGGCAUCACAAGUACAGAAGGGAGAUGAUUUCAUUAAAGCCAACGCUUGCAACAAACUGACCGUCAUUGCAGACCAGAUCAGAUACUUACAGGAGCAGGCGAGAAAGGUUUUACAAGAUGCUAAAAGAGAUGCUGACCUCCACCAUGCUGCCUGUAACAUUGUGAAGAAACCAGGCAACAUGUAUUACCUCUAUGAGCGGCCGUCUGGACAGCAGUACUUCUCCAUCAUCUCUCCUAAGGAAUGGGGUUCCAGUUGCCCUCAUACAUUUGUUGGUGCAUUCAAACUUCAACACGACAUGUCUUGGACGCCCAUAGACCAGGUUGAGAAGAGGGACGCAGAGUUCGCCAUCAUGGACAAACUUCUCAGCCAGCAGGCUGCCUUACCAGCUUUCACAGAACCAAACUUCAAAAACCUCUGUGACUAAAGGACUGAAUCAAGGACUGGAGUUUUUAAAGGACUAAUUGUAGAUGCUAAAUGUCUUAAUUGACUUACAUUUUUGCAGACAUAAAUCCAUUACUGGAUUGUAAUCACUGGUAUCAAAGCAUCACAGUGUUUUAUUGACUUUAAAGCUGCUCUGUGGACAAACCACAAUUAAUGUUUUUAUUCUGGGUUCUUCAGCAAAACACGAGUUGAUCUCUGGGCUCAAGAAACAGGAUAAAACCAUUUUCGGUGUAGCUUUAACCCUUGUGUACUCCUCCCAUCGACUAUACAGCCAUCCUCCUCAGGUUAGUUUAGGACAUGUAGGAAAAAAAUAUUACCAACUUUUUUUUCACCUUUAAGGCAACUAAUGACCCAAAAAUUGAUUUAUAAUACUUUUUUUUUCAUUAUUAUUGGUCAAUUUGAGUCAAAUAUACAAAAUUAGGCCUCAUUUCAAGAGGAAAAAGUAAUAAAACCUUAAUAUUUUUUUAAAUAGUGAAAUUAUUUCUUGAUUGAAAUGCACAAAGUAGGUUAUGUCAACUUUUAGUGAAACUUAUGUUUUGAAAACAUUGAUUUUUAGACGACAGCAAAAAAAAGUUUAAAAAAUCACACCCAUGGUCCCAAUUUUUUUCUACAUGUCCUAAAACCAGUCUGAUGUCAUGGGGUCCUUUUUGACCCGAGGAGGACGGGUGCUAUAAAAAUUUAUAAAACACGUAAAAAUGUAUGAAGAAAGUUGAAAUUUAUAUUAUCUAAAAACGGGGUUCGUACGGGU
Molecule: messenger RNA, 1440 nt
Organism: Centropristis striata (black sea bass)
Lineage: Eukaryota; Metazoa; Chordata; Actinopteri; Perciformes; Serranidae
Gene: c3h1orf50
Product: chromosome 3 C1orf50 homolog
Exons: 5
Coding region: 106-675 (189 amino acids)
Source: RefSeq, a predicted model, not a curated record